AUGGCCUUCAACGUCUUCCACGAGAGCGAGCACGGCACGGCCUUUGUCGUGGCCGUCGUGUCCAUCCCGAUAAGCGUUCUAGCCGUCUUUCUCCGGCUGCUCUCGACGCUGCACACCGGCAAGGGCAUGGGGCUGGAGAAUGUGUUCGCCGUUCUGGCCUUGGUGGCCUUUUUGGCCUAUGCGAGCAUUGACCUUUGGAUUCUCUGCACAAUGAACGGCAAGAGUGUGUUCCAGCUCGGCGCGCUGCCUCGCGACACCGUCAUCCAAAUCUACACAGCCGGAUACGUGAUGAACAUCAUGACACCGCUGAACCAGACGUUUGCGAAGUUGUGUCUGCUCGCCCUUUACCAUCGCCUCUUCUCGGCCAGCCGCAGGUUUGCCGUCCUCACGUAUACGGUGGCUGGGGUCCAGACUGCUUGGUGCAUUGCCGUGGUUUGCGUGAGGCUGUUUUUGUGCACCCCCAUCUCCGCCACCCUGAAUCCCUUCAUCAAGGGGAGAUGUCUGAACAGCCAGGUGCUGCUUGCCGCCGGCGACGCCGUCAACUCGUUCAUUGACUUUGUCAUGGUCGGCAUGGCCAUCUAUAUGGUGGUUAAGUUGAGGUUGUCGAGGGCGGACAAGAUGAAGCUGUCCGUCUUGUUCGCUCUGGGAGGCUUCGCCGGUAUCAUUGGCAUCAUCAAGAUUGGAGAGGCGUAUGGCACCAUUGGCACCAACGUCCGUAAUUCGAGCUGGAACAUGGCCCAGCAAGCCAGCAGCAUUGUGUGCUGCUGUGCACCAAUCUACAAGACGGUACUGUCCGAAUUUGGUAUAUUCCGGCGGCUCGGGUCGUCCCUUUUCUCGCGAAGCAAAAGCAAAAAGACGGAUUAUGGCGCCGGCGUCAGGACCUGGCCGCCAAACACGCUCAUCGGCAGUGGCGGCAGCCAAGGCAAGCACGAGGAACCUUGGAUUGGGCUCGAAGGGUCCAGCGAGCGCAAGCUCGUUUGGGCUGAAGUGCACAGCUCUCAAACCUCGCAGGAUUAA
Canariomyces notabilis is the source of this 1017-nucleotide messenger RNA. RefSeq lists its product as uncharacterized. The coding region runs from base 1 to 1017 and encodes 338 amino acids. The record is from RefSeq and is a predicted model, not a curated record. Lineage: Eukaryota; Fungi; Ascomycota; Sordariomycetes; Sordariales; Chaetomiaceae. The transcript has 5 exons.